Molecule: messenger RNA, 3527 nt
Organism: Perca fluviatilis (European perch)
Lineage: Eukaryota; Metazoa; Chordata; Actinopteri; Perciformes; Percidae
Gene: foxa3
Product: forkhead box A3
Exons: 2
Coding region: 395-1786 (463 amino acids)
Biological process (GO): cell differentiation; regulation of transcription by RNA polymerase II; anatomical structure morphogenesis
Molecular function (GO): RNA polymerase II cis-regulatory region sequence-specific DNA binding; transcription factor binding; DNA-binding transcription factor activity, RNA polymerase II-specific
Source: RefSeq, a predicted model, not a curated record
CUCCGCCUGCAACACGCUGCGUCCCGAGGCCCCCGGUGGACUGGGGAAGAAAAAAAAACGGGCCAGAAGAAGUCAACAUCUGCUGAGCGAUAACAAUAAUACGGUUAUGAAACAAUGGAUGACUGACAAAUAAGAAAUAUUGACUUUACAAUUCCCAGGAGCAGAGCGUCACAUCACUCUUUGCUUCUUCUUUUUUUUCCCUCACCUUUUAUUUUUUAUUUUUUUACUCUAGAUAUUUUCUCCCUUUUUUUGCCAAAAAGGAGACAACGUUCUGUUUUGGGAAUUAUUUUUCCCCCUAAAAACUUCCAACUUUGCGAAGGAUUUUAUAUUUAUUUUUUUAUAUUUUAACAUAGGUCAUUGAUAAGUCUUUCUCCUCCAAAGACUUGUGUUGGGGAUGUUGAGUUCUGUGAAGAUGGAAGCACAUGAUCUACCAGAGUGGAAUACUUUCUACAGCGAGGCCAGUGAGAUGUAUUCCUCUCCCAGCACCAUGAACUCUGGUCUGGGCUCCAUGGGCUCCAUGGGCUCCAUCAACAGCUACAUCAACCUGAACCCGGCCACCGCCUCGCCUGCAGGCAUGAACAUGGCGUACCCGAGCACCAGCCUCAGCAGUUCCCCGCUGGCCUCCAUGGGCUCCGGGCCCAGCCACAUGUCCCUCUCCCCGGUGACCUCGUCCCUCGGCUCGGGCCCUCUAACCCAGCUGGGCCCCGUUGCUCCAGGCUCCCUGGGCUCCUUGUCACACUACCAGAACAUGGGCCAAUCCAUGAGCCAGCUGGGGUACCCCUCCACCGCGACCCUUAACCGGGCCGGGCACAAGGACAUUCCCCCGAAGCCCUACCGACGCUCCCUGACCCACGCCAAGCCGCCGUACUCCUACAUCUCCCUCAUCACCAUGGCCAUCCAGCAGAGCGGCAGCAAGAUGCUCACCCUGAACGAGAUCUACCAGUGGAUCAUGGACCUGUUCCCCUACUACCGUGAGAACCAGCAGCGCUGGCAGAACUCCAUCCGCCACUCGCUCUCCUUCAACGACUGCUUCGUGAAGGUGGCUCGCUCGCCGGACAAGCCGGGCAAAGGCUCCUACUGGACCCUGCACCCGCAGUCGGGCAACAUGUUCGAGAACGGCUGCUACCUGAGGCGCCAGAAGCGCUUCAAGAUCGAGGAAAAGCUGGCGAAGAAAGCGGGCAAGAGCCAGGAGGGGGGCUCUGGGAAGGGAGGCCAUGGCGGAGAUCACCUGGUGGAGGAUCACAGCCCCACAGGAGGCUCUGAGGGAGCCGACUCCGCCCACUCAGACAACUCCCACCCGGGCUCUUCGGACGACCAGCCGCAUCCCCGGAACUCCCUGGUGCCACUAGACUGCCCGUCGCUCUCCUCCUCACACCUCCACAGCCCGCCCAUCUCCCUGCCGUCCUCCUCCUCCUCCGCCUCGUCCUCCCUGUCCCUCUCAGCCGCCACCUCCUCCAACCCGCUCCUCCACUCCCAGUCUCUGGUGGGUAGCUCCCACCUCCUGCCCGGCGCCAUGCAGCAGCACAUGGACCUACAGAGCGACCCGCUCAAGUCCCUGGACCCCCACUACAACUUCAACCACCCCUUCUCCAUCACCAACCUCAUGUCCAACGAGCAGAAGAUGGACCUCAAGUCCUACCAGGACCAGGUGAUGGCAUACAACAGCUACACCAGCGGCUCUCCUAUGGGAGCCAAGCAGAUCUACGACAGCCCCGGGCCGGCCACCAUGGACUCAGGCGCUUACUACCAAACUCUGUACAGCCGCUCGGUGCUCAACGCCUCCUAAUAUGGACACUCACCCCCCCCCCCACACCCCCACACCCCCACCUCCCCACAUACACACACACACACACACACACACCUGUCUCUAGAGGUGAGCCAAGAUGGAGACUUCUCUUUCUCUCAGCCUUUUCUAAAAUGGACACCCCAGCUCUCUUCCUCUUUCUUUCCCCGUCCCUCUCUGGCUCACAUCCAGUGGCCUUGGUAGAGACUCACAUCUAAAAUGGCUGCCGUGUUUGAGGGACCAAAGAACUUUUUUUUUUUUUCUUUUCCCAACUCUGACAAACAUGGAGACUGGUUGGUUACAUGGAGGACAGAAAAGUGUAGCUGGAUGAUAAAAAGUCUUAACUGAUGAUGUCAGAUCCUGUCUUCGCCUGUCGCACGAGCACUGCACAUGGUGAAAUUGGCUUUGUACAAAAUGUAUAUAGAGGUAAUGUGAGGGGGCGGGGGGGGGGGGUAUUUGCAUUUAUUUAUGAAGGGAAUAAAUUUUAAUAUAUCUUGUAUAGCGCUCUGAUGACCAGUUACAACCCAAAUGUGAGGGGGGGAGGCGGGGGUUUAAUCCAAAAAAUGGAGAGACAAUGGGCGAGUUUCAGGUUACUGCUUCAGGCAGAUGUUACUGCGGUGGGAGACAGUUUUCUUUUUUUUUUGUGUUACAGCAUUUCACACUACGUCCAUCAUUUCUGUCAGAUCACACCAUGGAGUGUGUACUUUCUUUUGUUAUUUUGGUUAAACAUAUGAAGAAGAAAAAAGCCAUUUUGUACUCGCUGGAGAGGAAACAGAAGCUAAAACAAUCUUUUGCAGCCAGAAGGAACUACUAGGCAAAGUAACUGUGGUAAAAAUAAAAAAAAAAUAAAAGAAUCAUGUUGUGUUUAUGUUUUCGUCACCUAUGCGAGAACAUUAAAACCAAAUGCUUUUUUGACAGACUGUAACAUUUUGAAUAACAGAUAGCUGGUGCCGUUCAUUGGGGGAGUUCAGUCAGUUACUAAAACAGAGGAGGGGAGGAGAGAUGCACUAUGGGAGGAUUUACAUACAGUACUUUGCACUAUGGAGCUCCCACUGGCCAGGUGGGCUGAUAGUGUGCGUGUGUGUGUGUGUUUGUGUGUGUUACAACAAUACUUAGGAACACCCCCUUACAAUGUCAAUGCAUCAGCUCAAUGUGAUCAGUGUAACAAUGUCAAAGGGUGUCAAAUAACCUUCUGUCCAAAAAGUGCCUUUUCUUCAAAUGACUACUGAUCUGAUGAGAGAUCAAUGUACAGACGAUCUAUUGAAGGAUUAUUCUGAUAAACAGCAGAGGACGCAGAAGUUUCAGGUCACGAUGUCCUCUGCAGAGCAUGUUUUAGUUUCAAAGAGAAAUGUCUUUUAUUUAAGCUAUGUUGCUUUUCAAACUUUGAAAGUGUGCUGAUAUAAUAUAUUGUUUUUUUUGUUGUCGUCGUUUCUGUCGGUUUAAAUGUGAUUUGAAUGAUUCAUGUUUCAUUUUUUUUCUUAUUAAAAAGGCAAAAAAUGUGGGGAGAAAUGGUGCUUUUGUUUUUCAUUUCCAUAAAUGAUAAUGCAGGACGUGUUUGCUGUCAGCGAGGACACGAAACGGUCAAAAGUAACCUAAACACCGAAAGCUGCUUCACCGUACAUUCAGUGUUCAAAUCUGUAUUCUUUUUUUUUCCCCACAGGGAUGAGUAAUCAAUUCAGUUCCGAGUACUUUCUUAACAUUCCACAAAAUCAUAAAAAGAGACUUCCUCUUUCUGGAUUUCCCA